UGAAGUUUUAUAGUGAGAAUGACCACAGGUACCUUUCAUAUGAAGGUACAUUUCUCUCGCUUUUGAGAAUAAUAAGAUGACGAAAAUCUUUCUUAGCAGUGGUAAGUAAAAUAGCCUGAUGAUUGCACGAUAACUUCGUCAUAGCAAAAAAUUGACCUCUCACUACACUAGUAUAAAAAAAAAAAUAAACCAGCGUAGAGCUAUUUUUUUUAUAACAUAACGUUUUAUUUCAGAAAUUUGCUGUUGAAACGACUUUCUAAGAGAAUAUUGUAUAGAAUCUAUUACAGUAGCACUGCGCAAUUUCGACUGUGCAGCUUUCUACUAAUAAUUUGCAAGAAACUGUCUGUCUCUACAAAUUGAUGCUUAAUAUUGCAAUCGAUUGCAGACGACUUAUCUCCCCGGUUUGAUAAUGAAAACGUAACAGUGACAGUGUGCGUUUCGCGGAGCCUCUUUGAAACGGAAUUUCUUAUAAGCAAACGACUAUGGAUCUAUACCCCGAGUGAAGUGAAUCUUACUGUUAUAAACUGACGAUUCUAGAUGAGAGGCGAGAUGGACAGUACCGACAAGUUCUUUCGAGAAUCGCAAUAUAAUAUUAUGCGGCUUCUAUUGAGUUUCAGCGGUCUAUGGCCCUUCCAUAGCAGAGCCACUCGUUACGCAAUUUAUUGCGGAUACCUGUUAGUGAUGGGAUCUAGCUUCACGUUCCAGGUGUUGGGUAUGCUCGAGGUUCGGUCGGAUAUUUUCGAGGUGAUCGAUUUUUUACCAUUGGCAAUUAACUAUACGUACGUUAUAGCGAAAGUGAUCUACAUUGCAUGUACCUUACCUAAGCUCAAGAUUCUGCUGAUGAAAAUAAAAGUGCAUUGGGCCUCCCCGAAGACGAACGAAGAGACUAUAAUUCUGCGUUCUUAUGCGACAUAUGGACGAAAGUUUAGUUACGUGUUAACAGGUAAAUGUAUCGACUAAAUGUGACUAAAACGUGGAUUUAUUACUGUUACUGAAUGCAAAAAACACUAAAUAUCUGAUCAAUUGAAAAGCUCGGACAAAAGUUAAAGUCAGUGAAAAGUGAAAUAUUUCCUUCUUUAACCGCGGACAACUUUUAUAAUAAAGUGAAAUUUAAGUAAUAUACCUAAAACUUCUACAGUACAAAGAAUGUUGCUAAAACGUCGAUAAAAGAUAACAGACAAUGACGGCGAUAACUUGGUCGAUGAACUAUUGGUUCCCAUUGAAUGCAACAAUGAAUAAAUUCACGUCUCUC
This is a messenger RNA of Odontomachus brunneus, 1252 nucleotides long. RefSeq lists its product as uncharacterized. Bases 538 to 960 code for a protein of 140 amino acids. The transcript is spliced from 3 exons. The record is from RefSeq and is a predicted model, not a curated record. NCBI's taxonomy places the organism in Eukaryota, Metazoa, Arthropoda, Insecta, Hymenoptera, Formicidae.